Harpia harpyja (harpy eagle) is the source of this 2602-nucleotide messenger RNA. It is a transcript of the gene CDC42EP3, whose product is annotated as CDC42 effector protein 3. Lineage: Eukaryota; Metazoa; Chordata; Aves; Accipitriformes; Accipitridae. The transcript has 2 exons. The record is from RefSeq and is a predicted model, not a curated record. The coding region runs from base 771 to 1538 and encodes 255 amino acids.
GGAUUUUUUCCUUCAUUUUCUAAAAAAGUGUAUGUGGCAAUGGAAUAAAAUAGGUUAGAUUUGCUCUAGGAGGGUAGGUUGAGUGCAGUUUGAGAAAAUUAGUUGAACUGAAGUGUGAUUAGCCUGAUUGUUUUUAUAAAGUAAUUAAAUCUGUAGCUUUAAUCAGAAAGAUGCAAAUUCUUUGAUGGAAGGAGAAACAAAGGGGUGAGGACUUCAAAUCUGAUCAGGGAAGUUGACUUUAAUACAGAUGAAUUGAAAGCCUGGGCCUCUUAUAAACAAGGUAAACUUAGAUGAACAGUCUGGAGGGAGAAGUGUUACCACCUGAUUUGGUUAAAGCUACUCGGAAGGUGGUGGCUCUAUAAGCAGAGGCUUACUGGUGGCCUGAUCUAGAAGUGGACAGAUUUGUGGCCCCUUAUCUUCAGAGGCUGCCAGCUGAUACGGAUACCUAAGUCCACAGGAACAUGAGAGGUUUUCUCAAGUUCUGGAAGUAGCAGGGCAUUUGGUUGCUAACUGACCUGAAAGUUGUGCUCUACCUUGGAAAGAUCUGCAGUGGGAGACAUUCACCUUCACAUACCCCACAGUUCUCUGCAUCAGAAGAAAGGAACUUCAUGUGCAAGAGUGGUUCAAGAUGAUGAUGUAAUGUUGAUAACACUGAAGGUCUCCCAAGAAUAACUGAUUUUGUAAGAGGCUUCUCCCUCCCCUCCCCCUUCCUUUUUUUUUUCUUUUUCUUUUUUUUUUUUUAACUUCCUCUCUCAGAAACUACAAGCAAGAUGCCAGCCAAGACACCCAUCUACUUGAAAGCUGCUAACAAUAAGAAAGGGAAGAAAUUCAAACUAAGGGAUAUCUUAUCUCCUGAUAUGAUCAGUCCACCACUUGGAGAUUUUCGUCACACCAUACACAUUGGAAAAGAGGGACAACAUGAUGUUUUUGGAGACAUCUCCUUUUUGCAGGGCAACUAUGAGCUAUUGCCUGGAAAUGAAGGAGAAACCAGAGUUAGCCAGUCUGGUGGCCACAAUGAAUUCUUAAGGGCAAACAGCACUUCUGAAUCCAUGUUUACAGAAACUCCAUCGCCAGUGCUCAAAAAUGCUAUUUCCCUUCCUGCCAUUGGGGGUUCUCAAGCCCUUACAUUGCCCUUACUGUCACCAGUGACAUUUAAUUCAAAGCAAGAAUCCAUCAGGUCAUCGAGAAAUGCUAGGCUUAGCUGUGAGCCAGUAAUAGAAGAAAAAUUGCAGGAGAAAAGUAAGCAGAUGGAGGAUGGAGAAACAUACAAAGAUGACAUAUGGGAGCAAAAUGGUUCUUCUUCACAUUUUACUAAUGGUAGAGACAGUCACUCAUCCAGCUUUUCUGAACGAUGCACUGAUUGGCAAACAGUUGAUUUAUUUGAUGACAGUCGACUUUCACGUGAACUAACCGAGACAAAGACUACGUCAGAAGAAUCCCUUUCAGAUCUUGCAGGCUCUCUUCUCUCAUUACAACUUGACUUGGGACCUUCACUUUUGGAUGAAGUCCUCAAUGUAAUGGACAAGAAUAAAUCUUAGAACUGGUACUCCCUUGCUUCUUUACAAGUGAUUCACUUAAACAAACAAAAAAAACAUAUUCCGAAAGUAGAGACACUUAAAAAUCAGCUGUGUUUGCAGUUGUUUGACGGGUUUUCUAAAAAUAUUCUUAAAAUGCUAUUUUUUUACCUAUUGUUUUUCAUGAUUUUUAUUACACUAAAUUCUCAUAGCAGGAAGCUAAAUUUUAAUAAGUUUUCAGCAAAUAUAGAAUGUUUUUAAGUACCAGUAUUAAUGAUCAGAAACUUAAGAAACAGUUUGAGGAUGAUACCGAUUGUGACAUUUGGUUAGUUCACUUCUAUGGGCUUCUGAAUAUAUGAGAAUCUCUAAGUGUCAGAAAGGAGACUGAUAUUAAUUAUUGACUUUUAUAAAUUAUUAUGACAUCACUUUACAUGUAGGCCUCUUUCUAGAACCUUGUGUUUGGGGGUUUGAUAGUGUUUUUCUUCAUUUUCUAUAGUACCAUUUUUGUUAUAACUUCACUGUAACUACUUUCUUGGUCUUAUACUACCACUCUGUAUUCAGAUGUGAACAGUUUGAAGGCUUUUUCAGCUUGAACACCUGGUCCAGAGUCUCAGCUGCUUUAAAUGAAUAUGCACAAAUUUACACAAGUUAAGGCUUGGGCCUGACAUUGUAUAUGAAAUGAUAUGUUGUAAACAGGUGAUACAUGCAAGAUGAUAUGGUUAAAUUAUUUUAAAAGUUGAAAUAUAUUUUUUGUGUGCAUAUUGGCUUUUUACUGCAGAGCCUAUACAUACAGUAUCUCUUCAAAAUAGUUGCUUGGCAUUAUUGGUGCUCUUCUGAAAAUUGUAUAUUUGUGUGUUUGAAAAGAAGUAUGUAUUGAUACUCCUUGCUUUUUUUCUUCAUUUAUUGCCACACAUGCUUAAACUUGCAACCAAUUAUUUUAAUUUUUGAAGCAGGCACUGGUUAUUCACAAUGCUUGUGAUGUGUGCUGCAACAGCCAAUGUUUUGGGAAAUGUGGAUCCUUUAAUACAGUACCUACAUGGAUUGCAUAGAUAUCUUGUGCAAUACAAUAAAAAAACCCUUUAAAUUGC